AUGCCCAUCUCAACAUCGAAUGUUCAUGGCAAUCGUGCAUUUGCGAAAGCAGAUGUUCAUCAAGUAAUGCUAAAGAAUUAUCCAUUGCAAGUUCAAACUGUAUGUGACAAUGAAUGGCAGCAAAAAGAACGAAUUAGUUUGUUCUCCCAACUCAUCUGCACAGCACCAGACGGGAAUCUCGAAGGGAUCAACUCCAAUGCGUACCUUCUUAAGAGCUCAGGCUACGAGAAUGACUGCUAUACAACUUAG
This is a messenger RNA of Loa loa (African eye worm), 249 nucleotides long. RefSeq lists its product as hypothetical. The transcript has 2 exons. NCBI's taxonomy places the organism in Eukaryota, Metazoa, Nematoda, Chromadorea, Rhabditida, Onchocercidae. The record is from RefSeq and is a predicted model, not a curated record. Bases 1 to 249 code for a protein of 82 amino acids.